Molecule: messenger RNA, 1516 nt
Organism: Drosophila simulans
Lineage: Eukaryota; Metazoa; Arthropoda; Insecta; Diptera; Drosophilidae
Exons: 2
Coding region: 202-582 (126 amino acids)
Source: RefSeq, a predicted model, not a curated record
AUCGUCAACGAAGGCUAUCGCCAUGUAUCGAUGAGCAACGACAGUCCGUCCCUAACAGCAACGCGAAAGGUUUUUGUCUUGCUUUCUUGUUGCUUUGUGUGAUUCUCGAGUCUCUGUUCUGCGUCUGCGUCCCGUUCUCGUGGCAACGAACUGAUUUCGCCCCGCGUUCGUGCUCAAUCGUAAAUUCGAAAUAAAUUAAAAAUGUCUCGCAGUUCGUACCUGUUGUGUGUGCUGUUUUUAGGCGCCAGCUGCUUGGUUUUUAGUGCGAGUGCAGCGCGGAACAAUCGAAGGGGUUACAAGGCCACGGAGCCGCCCACCACCACCCAGCCCCCGCCGACGGCCAAGGAGUAUCUGGACAGUCAACCCGGAAUCUCCACAUUCGGCAUCAUCGCCAUCAUCUUCACCGUUAUCGUUCUCUGCCUCGUCUUCUACUACGGCAUCAUUUGCUACCCCUUACUCUGUCGCGAUGAGAAGAAAUAUCGGUUUAUGGACGUAUCCUCGACCAUUACCGCCGCCACAUCGCGAUCCAUUCAGUCCAUAGAGAACUAUCCCGACCAGAAGCACCACCAUACGUUGGCCUGAUUCGAGGUGUAGUGGUUUAGUAGUACUUCUAUUUAGUAACGCGAAAAAGACUUAAAUGCCAGCCAGAAACGAAAAUCCAUUAGUAUGACUACAGAUUUAGGUCCUAAGUCUUAACAAGAAAUAUCUCGAAUUUUAUCUCUAUAUACCCUUUUUAAAUUUCCUAUAUUUUUGAUCGAAUUUCGUAACAAAACAGUACUGCAUAUAGCAAUAACCAGUUGAGGAGUUCGCUGGAAAGGGAAUUAAUCAUUCAUAAUUGUAAAUUGGGUUUCCUACGCAUCCCCGACUGUUUCUUUAUCUGUUGCUUCUCUUAAUCCCGGACUCAACAAGUUUGGCCUGUCCUCUGGCCCUUUUUCCUUGUCCCUCCUGCAUCUUUGGCCUUUUUUUAUUUCUUUUAAUGCAGGUAGUUUUAGCCGUUUACUCACCGCUGUGUUUUCUGUUCUUUUUUGUUUGUGGGACAGAGCCAAAUUGUGGCAAUUGAGUCACGUUGCCUGGUUGUUUCUUUCGAAAUCCAAGGGAAUUUAGCGAUCUUUUUUGUACCUUCUUCACGCAACCCAAUUUGCAUUAAGAAUCCGAAUCGUACUAACAGACGAACUCUUUGUGAUGCCUCGAAUUUUCCAAUACAUUUUUAAACGCCGAUUCGCGUCCCUUUAUACACAGGUUGUACUUAAAUCGAAACCAAGUACUUAAUUAAUAUACCAUGCCAAUCAUAGUUUAAGCGCCAAUUUGCCACCACGAAUACAUUUAAGAAAUCUUCAGUUUGUGCAUUUAGACCAGCAUGAGUAUCCUUCUAUAUAUUGUGUCAAAAAUACGUUUUUAGACGUUAUCUAGCAUUAAGUCUAUCAAAUUUUAUAUACAAAUCUUUUUUGGACCUUUUUAUGUGAGUUUUACAUAAAAUAAAUGGUUUUACCGCAGCAAACGGUAAAAUUCUCACACA